AUGCCCCCGCACUCGUCGCACCUGUUGCAGCCACUUGACGUCGCCUGCUUCUCGCCACUAAAGCGCCUGUAUAGCGACGAGGUUUCGGCCUUAGCACGCAGUUGCAUCUACUAUAUUAACAAGGAAACCUUCCUGCCAGCCUUUAAAUUAGCGUUUAGUAAGGCUUUUACUAGAGAGAACGUUUGUGCAGGCUUUAGAGGUGCUAGGCUAGUCCUACACAACCUAGAGGUGGUGUUAUCAAAGCUUAAUGUGCGCCUGCGCACGCCAACGCCACCAAAACCUAGCAACCCAAAGACACCACGCACUGCUUACGAAGUAGAGGAGCAGUCAACUCUAAUUUAA
Didymella exigua CBS 183.55 is the source of this 342-nucleotide messenger RNA. RefSeq lists its product as uncharacterized. The transcript has 2 exons. The coding region runs from base 1 to 342 and encodes 113 amino acids. The record is from RefSeq and is a predicted model, not a curated record. NCBI's taxonomy places the organism in Eukaryota, Fungi, Ascomycota, Dothideomycetes, Pleosporales, Didymellaceae.